GAUUAUUUACCUUUAGGCAACGCUGUCAACAAGACGGAAUCAAAGUGUGAAAAAGUGAAAAAUUUGCACAAAAAAGCCGAACUGUAUUCAUUUGUUUCAGAUAUAAAUCGGUAACUAAGUGUCGCAAUCCAAUUCUAUACAUUAUUAAAGAAAGAUUGACAGAAAUUGCACCGGCAACUAGAGCGGCGUUUUUUUUUUGUUGCCGGCGGCGCGAAAAGUACUCGCUUCGGCGUCUAGCGCGUGCGUUUGCAUCUUCGAUUUGCGACAACUACAUUGAUUUUCCGCAGCGUCCGGCGUCGUCCUUGCCUUCAGAUAUAUAGAUAGCUGGCUUGGAGUUAUCUGCCUGAUUUGGAUACGGUAACAUGGGUGCUUAUUUGUCGAGCCCGAAGACGGAUAAGGCGUCCACAGAUGAGUUCAACGACUUGCUUGUGGUAGGGGCCAGCUCGAUGCAAGGUUGGCGCAAUAGCCAGGAGGACGCACAUAAUUCUAUUCUGAAUUUUGAUGAAAAUACCUCGCUAUUUGCCGUCUAUGAUGGACACGGUGGCGCCGAGGUGGCCCAAUAUUGCGCCGACAAGUUGCCAGAGUUCCUCAAGAACUUGGAUGAUUACAAGCGUGGCGAAUUGGUUGAGGCGCUGAAAAAUGCCUUUCUGGGAUUCGACAAAACCUUGCUAGAUCCACCCGUGGUGACCAUUCUCAAAAUUUUGGCCGGCGAACACAAUUUUGUGGAUGGUGCCGGUGAAUGUGAUGGCGAGGGGGAUGAGGAGGAUGAGGUUGAAGAUUUGGCCGAAUUACACGAGGAAAGUCAUUUGCCGCUAAACGAGGUCCUUGAGAAAUACAAAGGUUUGCCAUUAACCCAUGACUUGGCCAAGAUAAAUUCAGAUUCGGCCGAUGGUAAAUUGCAAUCGCCCAUGUUAAGAGGACGUCGUGCUGCAGCAGUGGCUGCUGAAGCAGUUAAUAAGGCUGUUAUGGAUCCCACAGCCAAGCCAGAAGGUUCAUCCACUUCGAAGGCAGCAGCGGCUGCCGCUGCGGCGCUCAGUGAGGUGGACGGAGCCGGACCAGGUCCCAGUUCAAGUUCUUCAUCGAAAUCAGCUAAAGUCGAGCAGGAGGAUGAGUCGACAGUGAGCAGUAGCUGCAGCAGCUCAAAUACCAGCAAAAGCAACAAUCCAAGCAACAGUGUGCCACCGUCCAGCAAUGGUAGCAGCAGCCAAGGUCCUCCUGGUGGUCAGGAGAAUGGCAGUGUAACCUCAUCGGAGACCAAAGUGGUCGAAGAUGCUCAAGACGUUGUGUCUGGUUCGAGCGACAUUGUCGGCAGUGAGGGAAAGGCAAAUGGAAGCGUUGAUAGCUCCACUUGCAGCAGGACCGCCAAGGCAGAUCUAGCUGAUAUUUCCUCGACCAGCAAGGAUUCGGAGAAAGUGAACAAGAAAGCCCCUGCGACAGCCGCAACUGAUGAUGACUCCACAGAUGAUGAUGCUGACUACGAUGAGAAUUCUUCGGUCGAAGGUGCCGAUAUAUCCGCUGUCAAUGGUUCUUCUGACGAAGACAUUGACAUGGAUGGUGACGACAAUGAAGACCUUUCUUCCUCCGAUGAGGACAACAAUGGCAGUGAUGAUGACGAGACGGAUGAAGAUCAGCUAGCCAAUGACAAAUUUUGCGCCAACAUGAUUGAAGAGCCUGGUAAGGAUAGUGGUUGCACAGCUGUUGUUUGCUUGCUAAAUGGCCGCGAUCUAUAUGUGGCCAAUGCCGGUGACUCCAGAUGUGUCGUCUCCCGCAAUGGCCGAGCUAUUGAAAUGAGUUUGGAUCACAAGCCCGAAGAUCUGGAGGAGACCACACGCAUCACUAAGGCUGGCGGUCGUGUUACUCUUGAUGGACGUGUCAAUGGUGGACUAAAUCUAUCUCGAGCUCUGGGCGAUCAUGCCUAUAAGACAAAUUUGGAUUUACCCGCAGAGGCGCAGAUGAUAUCUCCUUUGCCGGAUAUCAAAAAGCUGAUUAUUACACCGGAAGAUGAGUUCAUGGUACUGGCCUGUGACGGCAUAUGGAACUACAUGACCAGUGAGGAAGUUGUCACCUUUGUACGAUCCCGUUUGAAAGAUGAAGACAAAAAAUUGUCUAAAGUCUGCGAAGAGCUCUUCGAUAACUGUUUGGCGCCUGAUACAAUGGGAGAUGGCACCGGAUGCGACAAUAUGACCGCCGUGAUUGUUAAAUUCCUGCCGAAACUUCAAGACCUAAAGGCUAGCAUUAACCCCGACGAAACUGAAGAUGCGCUGCUGGAACGGCAAAAGAAGAAACAAUCAGUUGAUGCUGUCGUCAAAGUUGAUAAGAGUGAGCUCAAGCGUAGUGCAUCGCCUGAUACGCGGGCUGACUGCGACGAUUUGGCUGAGGAUGACAGUAAAUCGAAAUCGAAACGUAUGAAGACUGAGGAGCUCGUUGAGACCGCUUCUGAGGCGUCAGCUGUGGGCGUGGAGGAUAAGGAAAAGGUAAUCCUCAAAGAGACGAGCAACGAAUCCACCGUAGUUGUCUCAUCUACGUAAAUUCCCCCCCAAAAAUGCGUCAAGCGAAUCAAGCUCUUAGAGCCUAUCACAUAUUUUAUGAGAGAAAAAUUUCCAAAUUAUUUAAUUGAAGUGUACACGAAAACAUAAAAAAAAGCAAAAAAAAAAAAAUAUUCAUUUGUACGCGUAUAUAUACAUACCUAUUUUAAUUUUACUUAUACAUAAUUUGUAAUUCGUUCUUUUUUUUUACACUGUAUCGUAUAACCAUAAACAAACAAAAAAUCCAUUCGCUCGCCCCAGGAAGAUCAUUCAAUUAUAGACAUACAAAUGCAGCACACAUAUACACUAAUACAUACCACCCAGAUUCAUUGAAUUUUGAAUCUAUUCCCCAUAAUUCAUUAAAUGUAUAUGAAUGACUCCCAAUCAAUUCAGAGUCAACAUCAAUUAGAAAGGGAUUUUGCCAUUUGUCGUAUUAUCCAUCAACAUUUUCAUCAUUUUAUUUUUUUUUACUUUUAUAUAUCGUCGCAAAUCGCGUUUAUGAGGAGAUCGGAAUAAUUAACUUGGACAAUAGAAACGUCUUUAAUAUUUCUCGUAUAUUUUUUCAUUCUAGUUUUUAGAGAUAGAACUCUUUGUCUAUACACAAAGGAUGAUUUAUUAUACAUAACUAAUUUAAGAAUUCAAACAUUCUUCUUUCUGUUUUUUUUAAUUGCAGAGGUAAAAUAUUGAUCAAAUGUUUGUAACGCACAAAAACAAAGGUUUUUUCGACCCCGUAAAAUACAUAGAUUCUUAAUCGAGCUAAUAUUAUCCAAUUGUCUGUCUGUUUUCAUCCAAAGUGGUCUCGCAAGUAUUAAGUUAUGUUAAUGUAAGAAUUUCUUUUCAGUAGAGAGACAAUUUAACACCAUUAACUGAUUUUAACGAGUAAUAAAAUAGGACUUGGAGUUCCGUCCUUCUUUUACCCUUUUACAAUUGUAUAGACAUCUGAGGAAUUUGCAUUUUUUACAAUAUGUAUUCCAGUUCACAUAAGUCGUAAAAACAUCGAAUCUUGGGGUCGUUUCAUACUUUAAAAAGAUUUAAGAAAAAAUAUGUCCAUUGUCAUUGUCAUUUCGAUUAAUAUGUAGUGAUAGCUAAAUAAUAUUUGCCUCAAAUUUAAAGGAAUCAAUAAAUCAUUGUACUCGUAUAAGAUAAGAACACGUAUAUGAUACUUUUUAUAUCUCUGCAAUUGUGUGUAUAUUUUGAUGGCAAUCAUUUUGAAAUCAAGAAACAUCAAUAUACUAGAUUAGAUUCCCGAAUUAUCCUCCGAAAACCUUUUCUAUUUACAACUUUUUACAAAUUUUUAAACUUUUGUUUUCUUUGUCCUUGAUAAUUAUUUCGUUUGCAAUUAUUUUAUUUGUUUUUCUUUAAUUCUACUAUUCCGCAGCGAUUAUAAAUUUUAAAAACAAAAAUAAUUAAAUAUAAAUGUUGUCCCAGAUAAUUAUUUCGCUGACUACCUUAUAUGUGAGUGUAUAUCAUAAUGUGACGGAUUUAAUAAAUGCCAAUAAGAAAAAUCUAA
This is a messenger RNA of Drosophila willistoni, 4035 nucleotides long. RefSeq names its product probable protein phosphatase CG10417. Gene Ontology annotation, molecular function: cation binding; protein serine/threonine phosphatase activity. The transcript has 4 exons. The record is from RefSeq and is a predicted model, not a curated record. NCBI's taxonomy places the organism in Eukaryota, Metazoa, Arthropoda, Insecta, Diptera, Drosophilidae. Gene Ontology annotation, biological process: protein dephosphorylation. Bases 363 to 2528 code for a protein of 721 amino acids.